UUACAAACAAAGUAUCAAAAUUUAAAAAAGGAAAAAUUAAUUUUUCCAAAUAUCGAUUAACAAAUCUCGAAAUUGAAAUUGAAAUAGUAUGUCAUUUUGUCAUUCUGCGUUUCUGGGUAAAUAUAAAUUUCAAGUUUGCUUGAUACUUAAAAUUAUAACAUUUCGGUGCAACUACAAUGUUCAGUUAUAUAACGAAAAUCUCUUCGUUUGAGAUUUCGAUAAAAACUAUUAAACGAACGUUUAACGAUCUAGGAUUGAAUGAACAAUUUUCGAUCGCGAUAGAAAAAUGUGACUAUCGAUACGUUACAACAAUUUUUUAGAUAUCGACGAUAUCGUUAAAAUAGUAUUCGCGAGUAAAACUGAUUAAACUUUAUAUUGUUUUUCUUAUUCUUUUAUCGUAAAUAAAAAUAGGAUAGGAUGUUUAUCUCGAAAUAAAAAUAGAAAUAGACUUUUUUGAAGAAUUACAUUGUCUAUUUUUAUCCCGUGUUACUACUGUUAAUCGAGAUUUUGAACGUUAUAUCGAAUAUUUAAUAAAAUCGUUAACCGUCGUUCCACUUAUUUUUAUCGAAUUUUAAUCGAUAUCAUCGUUCGAUAUCCACGUCGAUCUCGAGAGAUUUGGAACGAAUCGACUGUCCUCUUCGAUAUCUAUAACGAAUUAUAAAUCGAUAUUUAUCGAUAAUCGAUUUAUCUCACGAUCUCGAAAGAAUCGGCGAAUCGAUCGUCACCAUCGAUAUAUCUCAACGAAUCAUAACGAUAUCACCACAAUAUUACUCGAAUAUUACUCGUUAUAUCGAAUAUUUAAUAAAAUCGUUAACCGUCGUUCCAUUUAUUUUCAUCGAAUUUUAAUCGAUAUCAUCGUUCGAUCCACGUCGAGAUUUAGAACGAAUCGACUGUCCUCUUCGAUAUCUAUAACGAAUUAUAAAUCGAUAUUUAUCGAUAUUCUCACGAUCUCGAAAGAAUCGGCGAAUCGAUCGUCACCAUAUAUCUCAACGAAUCAUAACGAUAUCAUCACAAUAUUGUCACAAUUCUAGAUAACGAUCGUCGCCGAUUUCGAGAUAUUUAGAGCGAAUCGAAUUUGUCUUCUUCUUAACGAUAUUAUCACAAAUCACGAUUCGACUUCUCAACGAAUUAUAACAAUAUUACAUAACGACAUCGAUAUUGCCAAUAACCCUUAACACGAUAACAAGUCACAACUCUAUAAAUCAUCCAUAAAGAUACCGAUUUCUAGAGAUUUAAAACGAAUCGAUCAUCCUCAACCCGACACGACUUUAACAAUAUCAUAACAAUAUUAUCUCGACUUUUUCUCGGAGAACGAUAUCGAUAUCCUCGCAACUCUAGAUCGUCCGAUCUCGUUGGAGCGAAUCGACAGCCUCCCUCGAGGUGAGUCGCGGCCAUGUUACCAUGUUUGGCGACCCGCUCCCAUAAAAUUUCUCGACGGCGGCCGGUCGCGCGCGUCCAAAUGCACGCUGCGUACGUUUCGCUCCUCCGACUGGCAGCCUACUCUCCUACCGGUUCGAGAUAAAUCGCGUCCACGUCGCUUCUCUCUCCGAGCGCGCGCAACAGCCACCGCAGCGCAACUUCUAUCCAACUGCUAUUAGAAAACGAGCAGAAAAGGAGGGGAGGGGAGCGCGCCACACUCUAUCGAACCAUCUCCCUUCUCCUCUCUCUCUCUCUCUCAGAAAAGCUCGAGUGCGUCGAGAGAGCGCAAGGAUUCUUUCCUUUUUAGAGAGAGAGAGAGAGAGAGAAUCCUUGUUCUCUUCGCGAAAGACGUGUGCGAGCACGAAGGUGUUAAAAUUUUAAUGAUUCUCGUUAUUAACGAGAAAUGAAGAAAGGAAAGGGACGUUAAAGGAAUGUUAAAAAUCUCACCUUUCGUUUCUUCUUCUUGUUAAUACCCAAUAGUUUGGAAUUAAUUAACGAAUUCGCGGAAUUUGAUGGAGUUGAUACGACGAGCCGUUUUCAGCAAGAAAAGACAGCAAUAAUCUCCUAACAAUUUUCAUCUUUUAGCUUUCUUUGGAAAGAAGACUUUUGAAUCGAGAGCCGAUUUCUAAUAUCGUAAAUACACGUUUAUCGAUUAUUCCACGCGGUUAUCUCUUAAGCUAAUCGAGGAGGAAAGCGACGUUUCUCGGCGCGUGAUACAAAAGGUCCGGUUGCACCGAAUAACGGUACCCGACCGCGAGUAUCCCCGGCGACACGCGUGUACGAAUAACGUGUAUGAAAGCCACGCGUGUAUACGAGAACGCCUCGCGUGGCACGAAACUUUUAAUCGCUAUCCGCUCCCCGGAUAAGAAAGCGACGUAACGAUUUUAGAGAAAAAUCCGUCCGAUAUAUAAAUAUUCUCCUUCCUUUCGCGGAAGAUUCCUCGAUAAACGGAGGAGAAGACGCUCCGUCCUUCUCCGCUCGACAGCUAAGCCUCCACGUCGUAUAUCUCCAUCCGUGUAUACAUACAUAUAUAUAUAUAUCUCCUUUACGCGACGAUUAAAACGUACCACCUACGUUUAUAUUUAUCUAUCACGGGUUAUCUCUGCCGUGCGAGCAAACAAGGAGAAAAAAAAAAGAAAAAGAAAUGGAACUCGAGAGGUAUGUCGUUUCGAUAUCGCGUAUAUAUAUAUAUAUGUAUAUAUACACACGUAUUUACGCGUCUCAAACGAGAGACGUUUGAAAUGAUUCGAUACCGUUCCAAGUACCGUGUGUAGAUACGCGUGUUCGAACGAAUACGGUAAGUUAGGUACAUGCGCUUCUUCGUUGGCCUUAUUCGCGACGGAUGUCACCGUUGUACACCUUACGAUAUAUAUAUAUAUAUAUAUAUAUAUGUAUAUAUCGAUCGCCCGAGCUCAGUCUACCGGACGAUCGAUAGCUAGUGAAGUUAGAUGCGGAAUAACGUUGAGAGAGAGAGAGAGACAGAUAUAUAUAUAUCUAAAAUUGUCCAUCCGCGGUAUUUAUACAUUCGUGGAAAAGCUUUACGUGUCCUUUUUGGAGAGUUUCGGGACCACCUUGACGUUAAAAAGUUUACCCUAGUGGAGACCACCGCAACGUCGGCCGAGAUAUUUUAUUAUCGUCGAUGAGAGAAGCGCCGAGAGAGGAGGGGAAACGAGGACGGAGCUCGAUCAUCGGUGGGAUGGAACGGUGGUCGGCGCGGCUCGCGAUUCUGUGCACGGUGAUCGCGAGCGUACGCUCCACCGACGACUUUCGACGCAUAGCCUACGAAGAUUUGGCGAACACCAGCCUGUUCCAACAAGAGGGAGUCACGUCGUAUUCCCAACUGCUGUUCGACGUGGCUAGACAACAGGUCGUGGUCGGCGCUCGAGAUAAUUUGUACCGGUUGACUCUAACGUCGCUGUCACCCCUCGAACACGCCUCGUGGCCAGCGCCCGAAAACAAGACCAAUACCUGCCAGAACAAGGGGCAGAGCGUGGAAGAUUGUCGCAAUUAUGUCAAGGUGUUGCUUACCAAUGGAAAAAGUCUGUUCACUUGCGGCACGUACGCGUUCAGCCCUUGGUGCACGUGGAGAGAGAUCGAAAACAUCAGUAGCGUGACGAGCGAGAUGUCGGGUGUUGCGAUGAGUCCUUAUUCGCCACACGCGAAUGUCACCGCUUUAUUGGCAAGAGGGCCAACCGGUGGACUCUUCACGGGGGCGCCUACUGACUUUUCUGGCUCUGAUCCAGCCAUUUGCAGAACACUUGCUUCGCCAAAUCUCAGAACGCACCAAUACGAUUCCAGAUGGCUGAACGAUCCUCAGUUCGUCGGCAGUUUCGAAACCGAGGACCACGUGUACUUUCUGUUUCGCGAAUCAGCCGUCGAAUACAUCAAUUGCGGCAAGAAAAUCUAUUCGAGGAUAGCUCGAGUGUGCAAGAACGAUCGCGGUGGACAAAUAAUGAUGAGAGAGGUAUGGACCACGUUCAGCAAGGCACGAUUGAAUUGUUCCCUUCCAGGCGAAUUUCCUUUCUACUACGACGAAAUUCAAGGCGCGGUUUAUCAUCCCGAGGAAAAAAUCGUCUAUGCGACGUUUACCACGCCCAUCAACGGUAUUGCCGGCUCGGCUAUAUGCGCGUUCAACAUGUCCGCGAUCACCGCAAGCUUCAACGGACCCUUCAAACAUCAAGAGAAUUCUGGCGCUGCGUGGGAGAGGAGGCCGGUCUCUCAUCACAAUCGACAACGGUGCGGCUCGUUCGCGAACGUCGCCCCCCAUCAGAUCAUAGAUAACCAGAGGUACCAAUUGAUGGACGAUGCGGUUCAAAGCACCACUCUCGAACCUUUGCACACCGCUCUGCUCGAGAGAUUCACGUUGAUCGCUCUCGACGUGACGCCGACCAAGUUGCAUCGCAGCGUCACCGUACUCUACGUCGCCACCGACGUUGGCUUGCUCAAGAAAAUCUCGGUUUUACCUCGAACGCAAGAGACCUGUAUCGUCGAGGUGUGGGGUCCGCUACCUUCCACGCCGAUCACCUUGCAAUUCUUAAAAGAUACCCAAAGUUUGUACGUCGGUACUGAAUUCGGUUUGUUGAGAAUACCAGCCGCCCAGUGUCAUCGACACCGAACUCGCCAGUCCUGUCUGAACGCGCAAGAACCGUAUUGCGGUUGGAACGAGCAUCUGAUGAAAUGUGCGCCAGCCCCGAAACAAAAUCACCUCGCCAAUCAUUGGCACCAGGAGGUGACCAAGUGCCCUGUACUCACGGAUCCCGUGGACGGUGGUUGGAGUGCCUGGAGCUCGUGGUCUCCGUGUCAACACGGCACGGCGGAACACUCGCACUCGCACUCCCAUUCGCAUCUUCAUUCCGAGCAUGUCGAAGCGCCCGCGGACAUCUGUCAGUGCCAGACGAGGGAUUGCAACAACCCGCCUCCCCAGCAUGGAGGAGCACCUUGCACCGGCGCGAGGGUUAGAGUGACCAACUGCACGGUUCACGGCGAGUGGACAGCUUGGUCGGCCUGGUCGGCGUGCUCGCAGACCUGUGGAUUCGCGAUGAAAACGCGACGACGCACGUGCACGAAUCCAGCCCCGGCUUUCGGUGGCCGGGUCUGCGUGGGACACGACCACGACGACAACAUCUGCAUAGACCUUCCACCAUGUCCGGCGAAAGACGAGGCACCGCCGCCCGAAUCGUUCGGCCAGUGGUCCUCUUGGGGUGGCUGGAACGCUUGCUCCAGACCCUGCAACGGUGGAAUACGAAUACGAAGGAGAACGUGCGAGAAUCCUUCGCCACGAAAGUCUACCACAGUCGAGUGCAACGGAUGCGACACCCAGACCGAGGAAUGCAACACUCAUUCGUGCAUCGAGACGAAAAGAUAUUCCGGCUGGACACCGUGGCUGGCGGCCAACGGCAGCUUUCAGAGUUCGAGCAUGGGUUACGUCGAGAAACGGUUUCGAUUCAGUUGCCGCGCGCAAACGGAUGACCCGUCCAGCGUGAGGGUUCAGCUGGCCAAAGAGGAGGAACGGUAUUGCAGGAACGAUGGCUCCUGCAUGAGGAGAAACGCGAAUCAGAAAUCAUACUCUGAUCUCGCGAUGGAGACCGGAUGGGGCGAAUGGUCCGCUUGGAAGACUUGCGACCGCCUCUGCGGCGGAGGUUCUCAGCACAGGAUCAGGCAAUGCGAAUCGCCGCCGUGCGAUGGUUUGUCCGUGCAGACCAGGCAAUGCAACGUGCAUUCGUGCCGACCGAGCGCAGUCGGGGAUAUUGCGAUGGAAGGGCAGUGGUCCUGCUGGACCGACUGGUCCGAGUGCUCGGUUUCGUGCGGCGUCGGGAUACGCUCGAGAACGAGAGAAUGCCUCGGGCCGGAGAGCUGCGAAGGAUCGAGUUUGGUCAGGGAGACUUGCGAGAUGGCCAGUUGCGAAUCGUUGAUCGGUUGGGACACGUGGUCGCGUUGGACGCCUUGCGAUAAUGAUCAUCAACAGUACAGAAAGAGACAAUGCCUCCAACACGGCGGUGGAAUGUGUCAAGGGGCCAGCAGAGAAACACGCGACUGUUUACCAGAUUGCUCGGGCAAUGAGGUGAACGCUUUAUGGUCGAUGGAACGUUCAGGCAUAACGAUCGGCGCUGUGGUGGGCAGUUGCGUGGCCGGUUUCCUACUUGGCUUGGCCGUAACCGCAAUUCUAAGCUUCUUCUAUUUGAAACGGCGACAGCAACGAAUUCCAGGCAGUCCUCAUUAUAUCAGCAAACAAAACUCCUACGUUACGGUUCCUAUGAAGGAGGUAAACACCAAGCGACAACCUAGUUUUUCUGGUAGUACAAACGGUAACGGAACUCUUCGUGGAAAGAAUAAUCCAAAUGUGAAUACUCUUGGAAGUCCUAAAUUAUAUCCAAAGAGUCUUGAUUACGAGUCUGCUACAUUGAAGCGCAACAGUCAUGGGCAGCAACAUAUUCGAGUCGAUCCGGAUCAAGACAAAUACUAUUGAACGAUCAAAGUGCAACACGCACGAAGAAACGUAUAAAUUUAUUUCGUCAUCUGAUGAUUUCCGCGUUUCGAAAAAAAAAAAAAGAAAACACGCGAGACUAAUAUCUACGAACAAAUAUCGCCAUGAAGGCGUAAAGCAAGCACAGCGAUUUUUAAAUAACAAAUGAUUAUCUAUCUCGCGAUCGCGCGUGCUCGAAUAUCAACUUAACCGAAGACUAAAAUCCAAACGGACCAGGGACAAAGGCGCAUGCACUUAAACAAAUCGCCUUUACUUGAUAAAUCAAGUGAUAUUUAUCCUGUAUACAGUUUUAUUUUGUGACAGACACGAACACAUCCGAUUUCGCGUCAUAUGAUUCAGUGCCAUCGUUACGACGAACGCUUGCAUCAUUUUACAAUAUCGUUACAAAGACGAACGAUAAAGAACGGGCGUGUAACGUAUCGAAUUGUACCUAUUACAUUUUACAAUUGUGUGCAUUUAAAUGUGUGCGAUUAAAAUAUGAGUGAGAGAUUGUGAACGAGUUGUGCGUAUGUGCAUUCAUGCGAAUAUAGAGCGUGUGAUUCGCGCAUUUUUUAUUAUUGGCUCACAUUGAGUCGUGGUUAUGCGUCAAGUUAUGUAUGGAAAGAAGGAUAAUCGAAAAUGAAAGAGAGUAGAAAGAUAAAAAUAUUCAUAUGCGCGUCGCGAUUCGGCGUAAAAGAUGACCAAGCUUUUAAGACUCGAUUUAGCCGGGAGUUUGAUUCGAAUUAUUUCGAGUCGACGAAUUUUGUAAACGCUUCAUGCCGUGGCAUAGUAUCACGCGAUUAUAAUAAAAGUAACGAGAUGAGCUCGCAAUAAUAAA
Messenger RNA from Apis cerana (Asiatic honeybee), 7220 nucleotides. RefSeq names its product Semaphorin 5c (gene Sema5c). Lineage: Eukaryota; Metazoa; Arthropoda; Insecta; Hymenoptera; Apidae. Gene Ontology annotation, biological process: neural crest cell migration; semaphorin-plexin signaling pathway; axon guidance. Gene Ontology annotation, cellular component: plasma membrane. The record is from RefSeq and is a predicted model, not a curated record. Gene Ontology annotation, molecular function: semaphorin receptor binding; chemorepellent activity.